Molecule: messenger RNA, 639 nt
Organism: Cotesia congregata
Lineage: Eukaryota; Metazoa; Arthropoda; Insecta; Hymenoptera; Braconidae
Source: the annotation of a GenBank genome assembly
AUGGUUAAACUAUGUUUUCUUUGUGAUCGGAAACCAUCGAAAGCUGAUAAGAUUUCAUUUCAUAAAUUUCCAAAAGAUGAAAUAGCAAGACAAAAAUGGCUAGAUAUCUGCGGAUUAACAUCAGAAGACGAUGUUUCAAGAAUAUGCAUUUGCUCAAUGCAUUUUACAGCAGCUGACAUGAUCAGUUGUUCUUCUGGAAUAAAAAAAUCAUUCUUAAAAUCAGGAGCUGUGCCCACAAAAUUGUUGUCCAACCCUUUAGUGAUAAAAGAAAUCGAUGAAGCUGCUAAAGCUGCCAAAAAGAGAAAUGAUCCUGACAUCACGCUCCAGUCAUCUGUCGAAGAGCUCAUCGAUGAGCUAAUAAAUGAAAUCGGAGAUCUUGAUGACAACAUUGAGGUCCCGAAGAAACAACGAAUAUUUUAUCGACCUCGUUAUAUCUCGGAAAUAACGCUAGAAGACUUAUCAACUCCUUCGAAAGCUGAAAGAGUUCUCAAGUUGAUAAAAACCACAGACUUGAGAAAGUCUAAACAGAUUAAAAGCUUACAGGACCAACGAAGACAACUCAAUCUAAAGAUUAAAUCUCUCAAGGCGUUGAUUGCUCAGUUGCAAGGCAAAGAUCCUGAUGCCUUGGAAGAAAUUUAA